AUGGGAGACUCGCGCCCGACUCAUAAGCACGCUGACGAUGACGGCCACUUUCGACGAAAGGAUAGCGUCUUCCGUGAUUGGAUCUCGACAGAACCAGGCGCCAGAUUUCCUCCUGAGCCCAAUCGAUAUGCCAUUUAUGCGAAUCUAGGAUGUCCAUGGGCCCACCGAACCAUUCUCGUCCGCGGCCUUAAGUCUCUCGACCCUUUCAUUCAACUCAUUCUGACCGAUUUUGACUUGACCGAGAAUGGCUGGCUGUUCACAGGCCGUAACGGGUCGGAGCCCAAGGACCCCCUGUAUGGCUUCACCGGCUUGAAGCAACUCUACCUCAAGGCCAAUCCGGAAUAUGAGGGCCGGUAUACGGUCCCUGUAUUGUGGGAUAAGAAGACGGAAACAAUUGUGAACAACGAAUCGAGCGAGAUCAUUCGCAUGCUGUAUGAUUCUUUCGACGAGUUCCUGGAACCCGACCUCCGCGAGGUCAACAGGCCAGGCGGUGGCUUCUAUCCGACCCACCUCCGCAAGGACAUUGAUUCCAUGAACGAUUGGGUCUACAACACAGUAAACAACGGCGUAUACAAAUGCGGUUUCGCAACUUCCCAGGAGGCUUAUGACACUAACGUCUACCCGCUGUUCAAGUCCCUUGAUAGACUGGAAGCACACCUUGCCGACCCGGCUCACCAGCCCUUCCUGUUCGGCGAACACAUCACCGAAGCUGACAUCAGGCUGUACACAACGAUGGCUCGUUUUGAUGUCGCCUAUCAUAGCAUCUUUCAAUGUAACCUGAAGAUGAUUCGGCAUGAUUACCCUCGUCUGUCGAAAUGGCUACGGAAUCUGUACUGGGACGAAUCCGAGCGCACAAACGGGGGCGUUUUCAAGAAGACUACUUUCUUCGAGAUCUACAAAUACGGUUAUUUGCGGGCGAAAGUGCGCCAGCUUCACGGCGGUCUUGAUCGUGGUAUUCCCCUGGUCAUACCGCGCGGACCCCUACCGGACAUUGAGCCACUCACGGACGAGGAGGAAGGUGAGCUUAUCAACGGCACAGCGAAGAAGCUCGAGAGCACCACGGCCUCGAGCCCCAGCAGCCACAAUCCCUUUUCGGCCCAGGGAGAAAAAAGCGGCACGGGUGCCAUUUUCGGCACAGACGUCGACUCGCCCGCGACAAACAAGGGUGACGAAGAUGACGGCGGCACAGGGGUCGAUGAGGAAGGCGAGUUCCACCCCCGUCGCGUGGUUCAGCAUCGCACCGCGCACGGUGACGAGAACGCCAAAUGGUACAAGGCUGCAAAGAAGGCCGAGAAACAAGAGGGCGCGCCAAGCCUGCAUCUCGCCUUGUAA
Molecule: messenger RNA, 1332 nt
Organism: Capronia coronata CBS 617.96
Lineage: Eukaryota; Fungi; Ascomycota; Eurotiomycetes; Chaetothyriales; Herpotrichiellaceae
Product: glutathione S-transferase
Exons: 3
Coding region: 1-1332 (443 amino acids)
Cellular component (GO): cytoplasm
Molecular function (GO): glutathione transferase activity
Source: RefSeq, a predicted model, not a curated record